Molecule: messenger RNA, 5209 nt
Organism: Paramisgurnus dabryanus
Lineage: Eukaryota; Metazoa; Chordata; Actinopteri; Cypriniformes; Cobitidae
Gene: nphp3
Product: nephronophthisis 3
Biological process (GO): convergent extension; kidney development; determination of left/right symmetry
Cellular component (GO): ciliary inversin compartment; ciliary base
Molecular function (GO): protein binding
Source: RefSeq, a predicted model, not a curated record
GGCGUGCCUAGUAACGCGGGUUGUCAGGAAGACGGUGGAGAGAAAACAUGCGCAUCUCUGUGAUUUGUUUACAUUACUCUAUGAAGUUAGAUGUGACAAUAAAUCCAAUGAACGCGUUAAUUAUUGACAUGUUUUAAGAGUCUGAAAAUCGCGGUCAUAUCCCUCCAAGUGCAUCGACCUUCACCCCCUUAAUUUUUUUAGUAGGGUGGAGUUUAAUUUUCUGAACUCUAGUGAGAUUUAUCUGAAUCUCCAGGAUGUCUGCAAGGUUCACCGUCAAAGAUUAAGAGUUUGCUUGUGCAGUUUUGUGAAAUACGUUUUGUAAUGACGUCAUGACAUAUUGAAGUUGAAUCAUCAAUGUGCAUUUUGGGAUUGUGUGAGUGGCCUAUCAGAUAGGUCUCCCAUUGGCAUCCCUCGGCUGUUGCCAUGGGUACCGCAUCCUCUCUGGUGAGCCCUGGUGAGGUGAUUGAGGAUGCAUACGGCGGUGAGGGCGGGGAAGCGUGUGAGAUACCAGUGGAGGUGAAACCAAAGGCUCGACUGUUGCGUAGUUCGUUCCGGCGUGGCCCUCGUGUUAUCGGCGCCAGCUUCAAAUCCACUGGAUCGGUGGAACUGGAGUACGCUGCUGAGUAUGAGCGCCUGAGAAAAGACUACGAGAUCUUCAGGGUCAGCAAGAACAAUGAGAUCACCUCAAUGCAGAAGAAAGAAGCCAAGCUGGAUGAGGAGAACAAGAGAUUGCGUGCUGAGCUGCAGGCUCUUCAGAAGACCUACCAGAAGAUUCUCAGAGAGAAAGAAAGUGCCCUGGAGGCAAAGUAUCAAGCCAUGGAGAGAGCAGCUACCUUUGAACAUGACAGAGACAAGGUCAAACGACAGUUUAAGAUAUUCCGGGAGACGAAGGAGAAGGAAAUUCAGGAUUUGCUGCGAGCAAAACGAGAUCUGGAGUCAAAGCUUCAGCAGCUGCAAGCUCAGGGCAUCCAGAUUUAUGAUCCAGCAGACUCGGAUUCAGAUGACAACCGGACCACUGUCACCACUGCAGGCACUCAGUGUGAGUACUGGAGUGGUGGUGUGUUGGGCAGUGAGCCGUCAAUGGGCAGCAUGAUGCAGUUACAGCAGACACACCGGGGUCCAGAGUUUGCUCACAGUCUCAUAGAUGUGGAGGGGCCAUUUGCUAAUGUCAGCAGAGAUGAUUGGGAUGCUGCUGUGUCCAGUCUUCUGCAGGUGUCUCCUCAUGUGUCUCAGGCUCUGUGGAGCAACACAGUCCGCUGCUACCUCAUAUACACACAGGAGACCAGGGCCGAGUUACAGGCCUUUAUACAGACUCACUCUUUAAAGCUACAGAGGUUCUGUGAAGGUUUAGGGCAUUUCUAUCUGAACGUGUUGUUUCCUGAGGAGAAUGGUCUUCUGUAUCUGACUGAACGUAGACAGGAGAUCGAGAGGAGCUCUGUGUGUGUGCUGCUGCUCAAGUCUUCAGUGUCCAGUUGUGUUAUAGAGGAUGUGGAGGAAGCCUUUGUGAAGACCCAAGACUCUCGUCCUCUUUUGCUGUAUUUGCGAACAGGAGACAGAAAAGGCGAAAAGGAGGAGGUGUCCACCCUCAGUCCAGCCACCAGAGAACUGCUGGAAAAAGUGAACAAGGCUGACAAAAGUGCCAAGCUUAAGGUGGUAGAUCAUUCUGGGUCCACAGAGGAAGGAGCUGCUCUGAUCUUCUCUCAGCUAGAAAGAAUCAUCAAACAGGAGUUGUUGGGGGUGGAGUUUGAAGAGACUGGGGCGAUCGAGGAGAGGGAGGAGGAAGACUCUGGUGAUGUACUGUGGGAUCUUCAUGAUGAACAAGAGCAGAUUGAGGCGUUUCAGCAGACCUGCGGUGCUGCGGCCAAAUUCAGCUUCCAAAAAUACGUUGACCGACUCAAUGAUAUGGUCGCCGCUCCUCCACCCACGCCACCACUGCUGGUGUCCGGCGCGCCCGGAUCAGGCAAAUCGCUUUUGCUUGCUAAAUGGAUAGAGUUACAGCAGAAACACUCUCCCAACACCCUGACUCUCUAUCACUUCACUGGACGUCCUCUCUCUACCAGUGCAGAUCCAGUGCUUAUUAUUAAACGCCUCACAGUGAAGCUACUCCAGCAUUUCUGGUCUAUAUCUGGUCUCUCGAUGGACCCCUCUAAAAUCCUUGAGGAAUUCCCACGGUGGUUAGAACGACUGUCUGCGCGUCACCAUGGCAACAUCAUAAUCAUCAUCGACUCUAUUGACCAAAUACAGAAUGCAGAGCGUCACAUGAAGUGGCUGAUCGAUCCACUUCCUGCGAACGUGAGGGUGCUGGUCUCAGUUAACGUGGAAACCUGCCCACAAGCAUGGAGAUUGUGGCCCACGCUGCACCUCGACCCACUUAACCCCAGAGAGGUGAAGAGUGUCAUCAGUACAGAGUGUGCAGACAUGGAUAUAAAACUAACCAAAGACCAGGAAAAGAAGUUGGAGAGACACUGUCGUUCAGCUGCAACCUGCAAUGCUCUCUAUAUCUCACUGUUGGCCAGACUCAUAACACACUCCAGAUCCUCCUGGACAUUGGAAAGGACUCUGCAGCAUUGUGUGUCGUGUCACGAUACAGUGUCGCUGUACAGAUUGAGCCUGAAGGUGGUGCUGGACUCACUGAGCACAGAUCAGGAAAAGCACAUCUUGAGAGAGUUACUGUGCUUACUGUGCGCUAGUCACAAUGGUGUCAGCGAAUCUGAGGCACUGGAGCUGUUCUCAGACCUGAGUUUUUCCAUGCUCACCUCAAUGCUCCACAGUCUGCAGAGGCUGCUCAUAAUUACUUAUGCCUGCGGUCUCAUCCGCUUUCAGCAUCAACAGGCUUGUGAAGCGGUCAACCAGGAGUUUAUGGAUGAGGGUCGACACUGUGGAUCUUACAGAGAGAGACUUAUUCAGUUCUUUAGUCGACAACUGGAUCAAGACAGAGUCACAUGGCGUGUUGCGGAUGAGUUACCGUGGUUACUGCAGCAACAGGAAGACAGGGUUAAGCUCCAGAUGAGUCUGCUUAAUUUAUUUGUGUCCCAGAAUCUCUACAAAAGGGGUCACUUUUCAGAGCUUCUUGCAUACUGGCAGUUUGUCGGUAAGGACAAGUGCUCCAUGGCCACAGAGUAUUUUGACUCUUUAAAGGAGUUUGAGAAGACCUGUGAAAGCGAACAGAGCAUGAGUCAACUGGCCAACCUCUAUGAAACAUUGGGACGCUUCCUUAAAGAUCUGGGAUUGCUCAGCCAGGCGGUGGCCCCUUUGCAGCGUUCCUUAGAGAUUCGUGAGACGGCACUGGACCCAGACCACCCGAGCGUGGCACAGUCCUUACAUCAGCUGGCGGGCGUCUACGUUCACUGGAGGAAAUUCGGAAAUGCAGAGCAGUUGUACAAACAAGCUUUGGAGAUCUGUGAAAAUGCCUAUGGACCCGAACACAGCACCGUGGCUAGAGAACUAGAUUCACUUUCACUCCUCUACCAGAAACAAAACAAGUAUGAACAGGCUGAGAAGUUAAGAAAGAGAUCCGUCAAAAUCAGACAGAAAACGGCACGCCAGAAGGGCCACAUGUAUGGUUUUGCUAUUUUAAAACGCCGAGCACUGCAGUUAGAGGAACUGACACUUGGUAAAGACUCAGCAGAUUGUGCCAAGACUCUAAAUGAACUCGGAGUGCUUUAUUACCUGCAGAACAACCUCGAUGCCGCAAAAGUGUUCCUGACGCGAUCGCUGGAAAUGCGUCAACGUGUGCUGGGAGCGGAUCACCCUGACUGUGCCCAGUCUCUGAACAACCUGGCCGCGCUGCACAGUGAGAGGAAAGAGUACGACAAAGCGGAGGAGCUGUACGAAAAAUCCCUCGACAUUCGCAAAAGAGCCCUGGCGCCUGACCAUCCGUCUCUUGCCUAUACCCUCAAACACUUGGCCAUGCUUUACAAGCGCAGGGGAAAGCUGAAAAGGGCAGUUCCUCUUUAUGAACUAGCUCUUGACAUCAGAGAAAAAAGCUUUGGACCCAAACACCCCAGUGUGGCCACAGCUCUGGUUAACCUAGCUGUUCUUUACUGCCAAUUGAAGCAGCACAGUGAUGCUCUGCCUCUAUACGAGCGAGCGCUGAAGGUGUACGAGGACAGUCUCGGCCGACUGCACCCUCGUGUUGGAGAGACCCUUAAAAACCUGGCUGUGCUCAGUUAUGAAGAGGGAGAUUUUGAGAAUGCUGCAGAAUUGUACAAGCGAGCCAUGGAGAUAAAGGAGGCGGAGCCUUCCCUGGUUUGUGGGAAAGCCCCCUCGCGUCACUCAUCCAGCGGUGAUGCGUUUAGCAUACAACCCCCUGCUCUGCCUCAUACUUCAAGGUGACACUUGACCUUUUCAACAUUUCCUAAUUUACAUCAGCUCUAUUUGCCAUAUUCAAUACGAUACUUCAUUGUCUCAGUGAAAGGAUUUGUGCACAGAUCAAUCAAAUAUGCAUCAUGAAAGACAGCCAGAUCAUGAGUAUUAAUUUUUACGGUACUUUACAGUACAAAUCAAGUAUUUAUGCAUUAAAAUGUGUUAAUAAAAAGGGUUCUCUUUGUAACACAGCACUCUAUACUAUAGCAAUGGUAUCAAACCCAGCUCUUGUUGGGCCACCAUCCUGCAAAAUUAAACUGUGUUGUGUUUUUUAGUGAUGAACAAGACAGUGUUAUAUGAUGCAGAAGUAUUUGAACUUGUAUUUUCUAUGUAUUUGCUUUGUAUACAAUUUUUGAGUAUAUCUUUUUAUCACUGUUAGUUAAAUUGAUAGUUGGUUGAUCUUCUAAUAAAUGCUAAAUAAAUAAAUACAUAUAUUUCAUUAAAACAUAGGGCAGUUUCCCGGACAGGGUUUAGAUUAAUCCAGGAAUAGGCCUUUGAUAUAUUAGGACAUUCAGGUUGUUUUUAUAAACAUACCUUACAAUAAAUAUUUCCGAUGUGCAUCUUAAAACAAAACAAUGGCACGAUAUCUUAACGACAUUAAGUGCAAGAUGUUUUCAGUUAAGACAGCUCAAAUAUGCAUUUUAGUCUCAGAUUAGGCUUAAGCCCUGUCUGGGAAACCGCUUUUAUAACAUAUAUAAACAAUAUAAUAAAACUAGAGCUGGGCAUAGAUUAAUCUCAUACAAAAUAAAAGUAAUUUUUUGCAUAACAUAUGUGUUUGUGCUGUGUGUAAUUAUUAUGUAUAUAUAAAUACACACACAAUCAUGUAUGUAUUUAAGAAACAUUU